Messenger RNA from Polyodon spathula (Mississippi paddlefish), 2691 nucleotides. Its product is annotated as stereocilin-like. The transcript is spliced from 20 exons. The record is from RefSeq and is a predicted model, not a curated record. Gene Ontology annotation, cellular component: stereocilium tip; cell surface; kinocilium. Gene Ontology annotation, biological process: cell-matrix adhesion. Bases 1 to 2262 code for a protein of 753 amino acids. Lineage: Eukaryota; Metazoa; Chordata; Actinopteri; Acipenseriformes; Polyodontidae.
AUGCUUUCAGCCUUUCAGCUUUUGACAGAAAUAAUUCAGAAUACAAAUCUCAGCAUUGCCUCUCUGUGCCGCUUGCGCCCCCUGCGCUCUGGGCUCAGCCCCUCAGUGCUGCAGACCCUCUCUCCACCCAGCCCAGGGGGCUCCUCUUGUGACUGCUGGAGAUCCCUGCUGUCUGAGCUCUCCCCACCACAGAGAGCUGCAGCGCUGGACUCACUCCGGCCCUUGAUGAACGGUUCUCAGAGCUGGCUCCCUCAGAUGAGCUGCCUGGUUCCGUUUGUGCCCCUGAAGGAGCUGGCACUGGAUGGAGCAGCAGUCCUUAGAAACAGCGCCCUCUACAGGCACCUGCCUUGGUCAACGCAACAGGUUCUGUUGAAUUCCUCCCCAACAGAGGGCGCUCACGUGGCUGACUACAAACAAUGUUCUCCUUUCUAUCUCAGGUUUGCUUCUCCCCUGAGAGCUCAAUUCCUUCUCAGGAAAACCCUUCAGUAUUCCAAUCUUACCAAGGAAACAGUUAUGACCCUGGGGAACAUCGCUGGCGGGCUGGGCUGUGAUUGGCUGUGGCUUUGGGCCAACGAUUCUGAUUUCACAGAGCUGCUCCGAUUCCUCAGCGACCUGCCAGGAGGGGUCCGGGCCAGUCUGAGAAAAUGUAUCAUUGAGGAAAUCCAGAAGAGACCAGUAAUAGAUCUUUACCAGCUGGCACCACAGUUCUCUGCAAACUUACCUGCAAGGAUGAUUGAGAGCCUGUCCAAUGCUACGCUGGCAUCCAUCUUAGAGCACAUCACCAAACACUUCCCUGAUUUCUUGAGGCUGCCGCCCCACAAGCAGAGCAUCCUGGCAGAGAAGGCCCGGCUCAUUCUGGGUGUCCCUGCGGAGGGAGGGAUCUCGGGGGUCUCUAUGGACCUGCUGGGGCCCCUCCUCCCCUUCCUGGACUUGGGCAUUCUGGGGGUGGUGCACCGUGAGGCCCUGCUGCUGCGCCUGGAUGAGGUGAAGGGGUACUGCCUGCCGCGGUGUGCCCUGCAAGAGAUUGGGCAGCUCCUGACGGAGAGGAGCAUGCUGGGAGAGAUGUCAGGCUGGACACUGGCACAGAUGGAGCAUGCUGGGAGACUGCUGUUCACACUAUCUCCUCAGGAGAUACACAGACUGCCCACGGUUGUGGUGAGCCCUGACUCUGUGGAGCAGGUUCUGGAUGCUGAGCGGCGCUGGAAGGUCAGUGAGGUGGGCCGGGCCUGCAUGACGAUGGACAGAGAGAGAGAAAAGAAGGAGAGUCUGGUCGCCAGGAUCGUCCACAGGGGAGGGAAGAACAAGAAAGAACUCAGUCCAAGCUGUUCAGAUAUAAAGGGGACGUUCCCAGCAGCCUGGAGCGCGGCUCAGCUGUCGGGAAUGUUGGAGCUGGAGCUGAGGGAGUGUGUGGAGACACUAGGGCAGGACCGGGAGCUGAGCUCGGAGCAGCGAAGGGCAGUGUGGGCCAGGUUCAAACAGAUUUACGGCCCAGUCAAAACCAUGAGGGCAGAACAGAUCCUGCAGCUCGGCUGCAUAGUUACCCAGCUGAGUGAGAGGGAGCUGCAGGAGCUGGACCUGUCAAACCUGGGGAUCCUGGCUUACCUGGGAGGGAUGGAGGAAUGGAGCCCUAAACAGAUGAGAGUGGCAGUGCUGCGCUUCCUGCGGCGCAGUGGCCAGACGGUCGAGCGCCUGGGUGUGACCGAGCUGGCCUCUCUCGGGUUCCUGCUCUGCGGAAUGACCCCGUCUGAAAUGAGCAGACUCGACCCCAGGUCUCUCAGUGCGGCGGCCCUGUUCCUAGGAGAGCUGCCCCUGCGUUGCUCGGAGCUGCAGUCCGAGACUCUGGCCACAAGGCUCAUGACCAUACAAGCCUUCGGACCAGUCAGCGAGUGGGGCCCAGAGGUCUUCACUGAAAUCGGGACCCUUGCAGCUGGUUUAUCGGACAUGGUGCUAUCCUCCCUGGUCAGAGAGCAGCUGGAGGGACUGACCCCAGCAGCCAUUGCACUCAUCAGCCCUAGCAAACUGGCAGUGGUGUUGAGCACAGCUCAACUGUCCUGGAUGACCCCCGAGCAGGCAGGAGCAGUGACCCCUGCGCAGUGGGCGGAGCUCAGCAGUGAUCAGAGCCAGGCUGUCGCCAUGACGCAGUACGAGGGAGAGCUAAUUCAGGACCCCCGGGGGAGGAACUUGGCCCUCACCCAACCCUCACCUGACAGCACUGCAGUGUGGCUCCUGGCUCUGGGCUCUAUUCUGUGUGCUCUGGUGUGAACUGGUUUGCAAGCACUUCGUUACUCGAUUCCACUUUCAUCUUCUUAGCUUUUCUGGGGGGGGGUUAGUGGGGGGGUGCAGUAAUACUGUUUAUAAUAAAAGAACUAAACCCACAACACUAUCUUGUUGUUAUGCUUUGGGUUACCUCUAAGGGGAAGGGGAACAACCCUUAAAUGCCCCGAAGGAAACACAAAACAAUGGUUUGAAAUCAGAGCUUACCAAAUGAAUAUGAAAAUGGUAAAUCUGAAAGGAAACAUUGCCAAAAAGGUAACAUUCCAUAUGUUGAAUUAAUUAUAUGCGAGGGAAGCAUCUCACAGGCCAUGUGACCCAAUGCUCACAGAGCUUUUCCAUGUUACCAUGGUGAUUCCCCAGCCUUGCUGUUUGCAAUGCUUUCAGAGUAAAUGAACCCAAAACUGGAAAUAAAAAGGA